Messenger RNA from Patella vulgata (common limpet), 6328 nucleotides. RefSeq names its product folliculin-interacting protein 1. Gene Ontology annotation, molecular function: ATPase inhibitor activity; protein-folding chaperone binding. The record is from RefSeq and is a predicted model, not a curated record. NCBI's taxonomy places the organism in Eukaryota, Metazoa, Mollusca, Gastropoda, Patellidae. Gene Ontology annotation, cellular component: cytoplasm. The coding region runs from base 731 to 3697 and encodes 988 amino acids. The transcript is spliced from 19 exons.
AAUUUGGUGGAUUAAUGACGAAGAAAUGACGUAAAACGGGAUUUUAUUUAAGAAUCCAUAACAACUGCCACUACCCGACAUUUAUUGUAAAUAAACAGCACGAGGGGUGAUCACUGAAGUGAGGUUAUUAAUCCUGUCAUGUGAUUUGUAAACAAGGCCCCAUCUUGAUACUGAUAGUACAAUCUAGAAGAAAGUACAACGUUUCGCUCUUUCCCAAAACAUUCAUUUUAUAACUGUUUCUAAAUCUCGUUACCAAAUAAGGUGCCGGAUACAAUUUCGAUCGAUGUGAAUGUCAAAAUGUGACGUCCAUUCACAAUCUUUACAAGACUACAUGACCUCACGCCACAGUUUGUUAUCGGACUAACUGUUCAUCGGGUCCCAUGACUGGUUGUGCGAUCACAAGACGUUCAGUAGUACAAGCUGAUGUCUAAUACCCCAAGGAUUAUCGAUUGUCACGCCUACUUUAAAUAGACCUGUAUCUAACAUCGCAUUUACAUGAGUGUUACAUAUUGUACUAUCAUCACGAGGUGGUAUAUGAUAUGUAUGCACGUGAUGGCCUUUGACACAUCAUCAUAGUAUGAUCAAUUCUACCUGAGGGGGUAUUCAAUGAACUACUGUGAUUGACAUAUUCUGUAAAAUUUAAACAUGGUAAUUGUCUGGCAUCAUUUGAUAGUAAGAUAGUAGUACUUGAGAAUUUAUAAUUAUAAUAUAAAUUAACAAAAAAAAAAGUAUGGUGCAGUUUUUAAGUAUCGGUACUAGUAAUUACAAUAUCAAUGCAUUUAGGAAUGGGUGUUAUUCAGAAAAAAGACAGGAUCAAUUCAAAUUUGAUAAAAAUAAGAUACGAUUGAUUAUUUAUAAAGAUUAUGAUCGAGGCAGGACCCCAUUAUUUGACUCUUCUGCCAUCAAGAGAGUUGAAGAUGUUCCUCAGCUUCAGAAUAAAAGAUGUGGAGCGAGGAAUGGUCAUAUUGGUCACCAGAGAAUUCAAAUGACCCCUGAAUCUAGUCCUUGUCAAAAAGGUCAUCCCAACUCGAAGUAUCAGUUCCAGAAAUUAGGAGGUGAUGUAAAAGUUAUAGAAGAGAUGAUGUUUGGUGCUGUAGCAAUGGCUUACCGUGGGUCAUCUUUUAAAGUUCAUCAUAUUAGAACACCAUCUCGGCUUAUGCUAACCAAAGUUUUCUUGUCAGAAAAACCAAAAAGAGAAUCAGGGAGUGAAAUAGAAGAUGAUUCUUGUAGUUUACCAAAUCAUACAGGUGUGUUUCCUACACCUCGUAAUGUUACUAUUCAACCAACCAGUGGAAAGAGCAUAGCUCAAAGUAUACCAGUAGAUGUUCCAUCACCUGAUAGUUUAUACAGUUCUUCAUUAGAUACCCUAGAUGAAGAUAGUGGUCUAGCAUCAUUUACAUCAAGUGGGAGUUUUACAGCACCAUUUCCCUCACCUAGUAAUAGUGGUAACAGUGGUAGUAGUUAUAAUAGUCUACACAGACGGUGGAUGAGGACUCAGACCACAUCACUAGGUCGUAAAACAACAGAACAGAAAUCAGUAGAUAAGGCUUUACAAAUAAAGAAGAAAAGUAAAGUGGGUAUAGCUAUAUUAAUUGAUACACCAGAAGAAAGACAUGAAGAAAGUAGCAGGUUAUUUCAAGAGUUUUUCUUCUCUCAUAUUACAUUGUUUGAAGGUCACGUGAAUAAAUUAGAGAAUGUGGUAGCCAGUGCUUUAUUUAAUCAUAGAAAUUUUAUACCAUUGGUUAUGGAUGCACUAGAUGUUCUGCGUAAUGAUGUGUUUGAUCUGUAUAUGGCGCCACGUCUGUCUGAACCUGUUUGGUUGAAUAUGAUGUCAUAUAGUACCAAUCGUUACGCUUUAUGUAAAGAUUUUAUGAAUGACUUUAUGACGCUGGUAGCCAAAUACGACAAUAAAAGUACAAAAUUUUUUAUAUCGACGUUAAUAUCAGCGGUUUUAACACAUCACCUAGCCUGGGUUCCUACAGUAACACCGGCAGGAGGAACGCUGUCUACAACAUAUGAAGAAAAACAUUCGGCUAAAUGGAUUGAUGAUUUAGCUAAAGUUCACCCGUAUAAUCCACUGUGGGCCCAGUUAAGUGAUUUGUAUGGCGCAAUAGGCUAUCCUUUAAAACAAGCCAGAACAGUUGUAGUUGGAAAAAAUGCAGAUCUAGUGAAAAAAGUUUUAACAAUUCUGAGUUACUUUAUUCGUUGUAGUGAUAUUCACGAAUGUACUGACUAUACUAAUCUAUCUUCCUAUAUAGCGGAUAUUAAAUUUGACGCUUCUCCAACACUCAGUGAUAGAACAUCAGUAGGAAUACUCACUCCUGCUGACGAUUCCAAUUCAAACUGUAGCUCUAGUCAUUCAGCCAACCAUAGAAUGAUCACAAGUACGUCCAGUUUAGAUUUUGGCAGUUACGAUAAAGCCAACAACGAAUUUUCAAAAUCCGAUUCCAGAGACAAAGUAAAUAAAGUUUUAACACCCAAUUUAAGUGAAUCUUUGAAAGAAAAUCAGUUUCAUUUUCCGAGAGAUGUCGGUGAGAUUACUGGAAAUGUUUCUGUUCCGUGUAGUUUGUCCGCGUUAAAAGUGAUAGAAAACAGUAAAAUUGAAACCGUUCAACAAGUGUUCAGGGCAGCGCCUAGUAGAGAAAUAUCCUUCGAAGAUCAGAAAGGGGAAUAUUCGCAGAGUUUCGGCUCCAGUGGAAAAUUAAAAUCCAAACUGUCACAGCAACUAGAAUCGGAAACUAAGCUCUCAAGAAAGGAAAUUGCAAAAUUAUAUAUUAAGGAAGGUAGUAAUAGUAUGUUUGAAGAAUAUUAUGAUUCCGGUAUCGAAACAAAGACAAUAGAUGAGAUAGCAGAACACGACCGAGUUGUCAGCCUUCCUUUGGUAUCACCCAGUGUUGUUGAAUUAGAAUCUUUUAAUUUGAGCAAUAAAUCAAACAAAGAGAGAAAAAUGUCAUCACGUCAUAACAGUGUUGAUAGAAGUAAACUCAGCAGGCCCAAAACUCUUGUUCCAGGUAGAUGCAGAUCUGUCACACCAACUGAACUAAACAGACGUCGUCAUCCAUCUUCAGCUAGUAUUGAUUUCGAUCAUUUUGAUCCAUUCGUAGAUUGUAAUGAAAUUCCUCUUCCCAUGUUUGAUAAUGAAAUAACCUCUAAAAGCAUUCAAAGAAUGGAUAAGAAUUUCGGACGAUCUUUACUGGCUGGAAUAUCAGACCAUUAUUUAUCUGAUUUUGUUCUACACGGUACCAAAGACACAAAUUUCCGCCCAAAAUUAUUGAAUGAUUUACAAAUGGCAGUACAACAAUCGGUGCUAGAUGAAGAAGUAACAGAGGCUGUUUGUAUUAUAGCAGAUAUUGAUAAUUGGAAUGUUGAGAUAGCAAGCAGUAAAUUAAUAGAGAAAUAUCCAGCUGGUAGUACGACAUGUGUAGCAUCACAGUUAGUUUGUAACCUGGUGGAAUCAGUACUAGAUCUAUGGAAGCUUAAGAUGAGUCCAGAAUUUUGUAUGAUGCAUUUAGAAGACCGACUGCAAGAAAUUUAUUUUAAAAGUAUGAUGGUGGCUGAAUAUCGUAUUGGUGUGGAAAGAACAAAUGUUAAAGAUUUAACUACUACAUUAGGAUUUGAUUUGAGUGAUUAUCAUUUAUUAAUGGCCGUGGCAGCUACACAUUCACCUCAUCUGAUCUCACAACCUACUACUCAAUAACUCUGCAAUCAGUCACCAUUUCUAUUGGAAGCAACAGAAGUUUCUGGAAAUGGUUCAUCUUGAUGAGAUGAUGAUAAUUAGAGGAUACUGGAUUGAACGUUCUGGAAUCAAAUUCUCUCAAUCCCACGUAUAUUUCAACCAACCAUGACAGCUGAAGGUUUUUCGUUGUAUUUAAUUACGUCACGAUUCUACUUACACCACCUCAGUUGUUGGAACUGACAGAACUGGGAGAGGACUGAAUUUGCGUUCUGCCAAUUCAGGACGUUCCGGAUUUACAAUCAAGCCCCCCCUUGUCAAUAAUGCAUCUUGAUACACAGAUGUUCAUAGACAGUUAUAGGUUCACCCUAAUACACAAAUGAAUUAAUGAUAUUUGUUAUCAGCUAAGCUGAUGUUAUAAUUAUUUAAAGCCAAUGAUUAGAAGUUGCAUUUUUGCCACAAUAUCCCAUUUCGUAUGACUUGACCCAUGCUACUGUGUACUUAAAUUGAUUAUUCAACAUUUACAAAAAAUAAACCAAAAUUUCUAUGGUAGAUAAUCUCCUAGCUCUGAUUCAAUUGGAUUAUAAAGUGACCUAUCAAAAUAUUUUACCCAACACUGGCUUUUAUAGGUUGCAGAGAAAGCCAGAUAUUAAAAUACUUUCUGAAUAAAUAUUGAAGGAAUUGAACUGGUAUUUCUUGUAGAGGGUCAAUAUUGUAGUUGGCAAGUAUUUGUAUAUCAAACACUAAUCAAAUUCGUUUCGAUGGUAACACAAAAAUGAUUAAAUCCAAAAAAUUGCUGGAAGCAAAUGGCACAACUACAAUAAUAGGUUGACUAUGUGUACUAAGAUAUGCUUCAGAAGCAAAAUUUGGAUGGGACGGGAGCCCAUUUCAAAAUUACUCCCUUUACUCAUUCUGCGUGAGAUAAUAUAAUAGAAGACAAAGUUAUUGUUGUGAAAAUAAUUGUAUAUUUUAAAGUAAAUGAAUUGAUAUGAUACAUGAUAAUUCAUGCUAGAGAAUAUAUUUAAAAUGCAUGAAUGAGUAUUUAUUUAAUGUUGAGUGAGAAUUUUACCAUUGUAACUAUAAUUCGGAUUAACGCCACACCUAUUUAAUUUUCUGCUCUUUGGGAACACUUAUUAAAAAUUAUUAAAAAUUCUGCCUCCAAUUUCUUCAGGAAAAAACUAAUUUAAAAACAAAUAGUACUUAGUUGCUUUUAGUUUCAAAUAUUUAUGUUUUGAAAUGUUAACAAUAACAUUGGUAUUUUUUUUUUAUAUCAAGACCCCGAAGAACUAAACAUUAAAUUGAUAUGGCCUAAGUAAUAAACAAUGAGGAUGAGAAAUUGUUUAAUGAUAUUUUGUGUUUAUAAAUAUUUAGAUCUGAUCUUCCUAGUAUUGAUGUAGGUAGUAAUUGUUGUCAUAAACCAAACGUCUUUCUUUCUCUUAAUUUAAACUAUGGCAUCACAACUCAGGUCCUAAUAUCACUUUAUAAAAUUGUUUCUUGAAGCAGUUUGUUAUUAUUCAAAUGUGAGUAUUGAAUGUUUAGUAGCCAUUGGCAAAUUAAGUGUUUAUGUAAACCCCAGGUUGGGUUUUAACUAACCUAUAUUAAACAUGUAAACAUCAAUUUUAAAAUAACAAGUGUAUUAGGUUUAUGAUGAUGUUUGUCAUUAGUUAAUAUAUAAUCUUUAUAUGUUAUAAACCUUCCAAUGUUAUAUUGUUUUACUAUUGCAUAAUCUGUUCAUUGUUUAUUUUAGUAAGUAGCCUACCCAUUUAUGGUAAGAUAAUAAUCUGAUAUUAAACAGCUUUAUAAACUAUCAAUUAUUGAAAACUUUCUUUUAAAGAGGCAUUAUGCAACAGGUAAAUAUGCCUAUUGCAGAGCAUGUUUUUGGCUUCAAAUGUUAUAUAAAUUAUUAUUUCGACUUAUAUUCACAUGACAAGCCCAUAAUCGGAUGGCUUAGAUAUCAAGUAGAUUAGGCAAUGUCCGCUAAUCUGCGUUAAAUGCCAAUAUAGUUGCCCGGACUGAAAUUUUCUGAAAAUGUAUAACACAGCUUUCUAUUCUCACAUAUAGUCUAUUUAGAUUAAAAGUAAUACAAAUUUUAUUGCAUCCAUGUCUGAAACCCAGUAAAAUAAGCCAUUCAUAACGUUGCUUAGAAUAAACUAAUUUGACUGAGAUUUUCAGUAUACAUUUCUAUUUAUCUAUUUUGGAACUUUUAUAGCAUGAACAACAAUUGUAUAAUGCCUCUUUUAACUCUGUAGAAUAAGAUUGUAAUCUAAUAUACAUUAUGUAAAGUUGUAUUAUUAUCUGAUUGCUCAUUGGAUCUUAUGUUUAUUUUUUCUAUAUUGUGAUAUUUAUCUUAAAAUGGUUAUCACAGGUUAUAAUUUAUAUUGCCAUAUCCUAGUAUAGUAGGAUUGAGCGAAAUAGCUAUGUUUAUCUUUGUUUAAUUUGUAAGCUAUAAGGCACAUCAUAUUGUGCUUAAAAGUGUCAAAAGAUCAAAAACAAUGUACAUUAUUCCGUAAUAUAGCCUUUAAUUUUUCCUAAUGAAGCCUAUAUGAUACCUACAUGUAUGUUUCUGUCUUCUUCAGUUUAUCCCCAGUAUGUAUGUUAAUGUUAUGAUAUGAAUGUACUAAUUUAAGAAUGAUAAAGUUGAAAUUAUCAAAAGAA